This is a messenger RNA of Diaporthe amygdali, 912 nucleotides long. RefSeq lists its product as uncharacterized. The transcript has a single exon. Gene Ontology annotation, molecular function: oxidoreductase activity. The record is from RefSeq and is a predicted model, not a curated record. NCBI's taxonomy places the organism in Eukaryota, Fungi, Ascomycota, Sordariomycetes, Diaporthales, Diaporthaceae. Bases 1 to 912 code for a protein of 303 amino acids.
AUGACUAUCGAACAAACUCGCAGAAUCACACUUGUCGGUGCUACAGGCAACGUUGGCAAGCCCAUCUUGGACAGCCUCAUCGCAGUUGGUCACAAAGUCAACGUGAUUACACGUACCGGCUCGAACGUCACCGUGCCCGACGGAGUCACCCUUCACCGUGGCGACUACAAUGACGAGACUUUUCUGGUGAAUGCACUGAAGGACCAGGAUGUCCUUAUCACCGCUUUGUCAUUUGGAGCGUAUGACGCUCAGAUUCCUCUGUUCCGAGCUGCGGCGAAGGCCAAUGUGCCGUGGAUUGUGCCUUGCGAGUUCGGCGCUGACCCGAAAGCCUCGCUCAACGAGCACAUUGGUAUCAUGAAAGUGAAAAAGCCCUACCGAGACCUUAUCGAGGAGCUGGGAGUAAGCUCCUGGAUCGGUGUGGUCAACGGUCUCUGGUUUGACUAUGUGAUGCGUUACGCCGCGUUCGGCGUCGGUGUCGACGCGAAGACCAAGACAGCGCAUUUCUACGACGACGGGAACACGAAGACGAACUUCACCACUCUGAAGCGUGUGGGCGAGAGCUUAGCUGCUGUUCUGGGCUGGCCGGAAGACGAACUUGCGAAGCUCAAGAACGAUUGGGUGUUCUUCAGCUCUUUCCACAUUACGCAGCGAGAGAUUUGGGAGGCGGCCAUGCGUGUCACGGGCACGAAGGAGAGCGACUGGACUGUAUCGUCCGAGCCUAGCGAGGACCUCAUCAAGGAACUGAAACAGCAAAUUGCGAGUGGUGCUGGAAUGGCUCCAGCGCAGCGACUGUUGAUGGUUUUGACAAUCGGGAAAGGCAUAGGCGGUGACUACCAAGAGAAAGUUGUGGACUAUAAGAGGCUUGGCCUUCAGCCGGAGAGUCUGGACGAUGUGAUGCAGGCGGUUGUGUAA